AUGUGCGCUGCUUGGUGGUCAUGUGGAAAGAUACCUCAGUUUUUUAUGGAAAAUGAUGGUAGCGAGAGGCUUUUGUCUCUUGAACAAGUUUUGCGGGGAGAUUUUGAAGGGGAUCUUCAGUACCACGAAGGUGUGGCUAACGACCAAGUCGUCUCCCAACGUCGGUCUGCUGCUGUGGAUGCCUCUUUUAAGGAGGAUGUCGAUGGUAGUACUAUUGGCCAGCUUUUGUGUUGGAAAAGCGACAUCGAUCCUCUGCUCGCUAAGUCACCCAUUUUUAUUGAGAUUACUGAUAGUGAUGACCCACAAGCAAUGGAGACGAUGGGUUUGUGCCGGUUGGGAGAACCAGGUCUUGUGGGCACUCGCUCCGUCCCGCCCUCGGUUUUAGGUGAUGCCCCAUCGGCAGCGGGUCCUUCGUCUUUAGGUGCUCCUGGUGUGUAUCUCCCGGGGUGGAACCUUAUGCCCGAUUCCCUUUUAUCGAAACAGGGUCCCGCCCAGAUCGAUGAGAUUACGGAGAAGGUUUGGUUUCUCGAAGAGGAGCAACGUAAGUUCGAUGAACUCUACCCCAUGCUGUCUGGGGAGAAAACUUUUAUAGAAGCUCAGGUGGCGACUCCGGAUGGGGAGUUCGCUACUAAGGUAUCGAGGAGGAAAGCCUUGGAGGCCGAUAUAGCUUGGGUUCUUCAAAAAGGGGUGCUUCCUAUGGUGUACCGUGUUGUCGAGAGCAACGAGUUCGUGAUUGGUAUUCAUCGUGUGAAGGUUGCUCCGGGAUCGUCUGAUCCAGAUGUUGUGGCACGGUCUGUCGAUGCAAUGCAUGCUGCCAUCAGGGCUUUUGUCGAGACGGAGUUCAUGUCCUAUCUCCGUUUGGGCGAGCUCGGUCUUGCUGAUCUUUGCCAACUAUGCUCUAAAGAGGAGGAACUCGUUUCAGACAAUGGUGUUGAGGGCACUGCCUCGACUUAA
This is a messenger RNA of Lactuca saligna, 954 nucleotides long. The record is from the annotation of a GenBank genome assembly. NCBI's taxonomy places the organism in Eukaryota, Viridiplantae, Streptophyta, Magnoliopsida, Asterales, Asteraceae.